Alosa alosa (allis shad) is the source of this 907-nucleotide messenger RNA. RefSeq lists its product as uncharacterized. The transcript is spliced from 2 exons. Lineage: Eukaryota; Metazoa; Chordata; Actinopteri; Clupeiformes; Clupeidae. The record is from RefSeq and is a predicted model, not a curated record. Bases 107 to 907 code for a protein of 266 amino acids.
UUUUCAACAGUCCAGGUUUCCCCCAGAAGGAGCUAAAGUUAUCUAAAAGAGGAUAUAUAGAAAUCCUCAACUCUCUUCUGUGGCACCUUCAUCCAACUCCUACACCAUGGCUGUGGAGAUUGUGCUGUCCUUGUUCCUCUCUGCUGGUCUGUGUGCGGGGCUGCCCACUGUCAUCUGGGCCCUCUACUCUCUGAGACGCUAUCAAGAUGCAGGGGGUCAUGUCUCAGCCUUCAUCAUCUUACUCAUCCUAAGCGACAUAGCGGAGCUGCUCAUGAGUCCUUUUGUGAACACAAACUUUCUGGAUGGAAAUCCAUGCUAUCGUUUUUUACCCUGCUGGGUGCUUUACAGUGUAUUUUCAGUGGCAAGGCUUGGGGGUUUGCACUUUCACCAGCUGGUGGUGCUAAAGGGGAUUCUGUCUCUUGUUUACCCAUCAUGCUCUGUGCAUUUCCUCUGGUGCUUAAUUUUUUCUGUCACCAUGUGGAUCUUUGUGAUCUGCUGUCACUUUUUCACCUUUGGCUACACCAUCAACCUCAUCUUCUGUGUGGUGCCAGUGAUCCUGGCCAUCAUAACAAGUGUGUUUACCAUCAGACUUUCUCACUCAUCUCCUAGCCCACUCAGACACAAGCGUCCAGGUUUCUCUGUGCUUGCAGUUGCCCUGUUCACCCUUGUAGUGCUCUACAUGCCGUGUUUGGUCCUGAGCUGUGUGACCUAUCCUGACCCUUUUUAUGACUCCCCAUGGGCCACUACAGUUGUGUCCAUCAUGAGCUUACGAGUGGUGACAGAACCUCUGUUGUGUGUGCUGGUGUGCAGGUGUAACCUGCGUUGUGUUGAACCGUGCGGAUCAACACUGCAUUCUCCCACGCAAACAGCAGCACCUCAAAUCGGAAGUCGAGUGUAUAUAGAGUAA